AUGUUCAUAACUUAUAGAUACUACGAGGGUUUCACGAGUGUUGACGAUAACAUGGGAACUACAGAAAAAAGAUUCAUAGCCAAUAUUACGCUUGAACUAGUUAGGGAUGCGCGCCUUAAGACGAGACAGCUCGCGCGGAUGAGGCAAGAUCACUCAGGCUAUGUAGCAUACCAUGUCGGACUAGUUGUUGGUAAAAUACGUGAAAAAUACAAAAGCAUGUUGGAUAUUUAUAGAGAAGCACAAGAUCACCGCCACGAGCGGAUGUAUGCAAACAUACCAGGUAUAAAACAUGACCGAGUGGAGCAUUACUUCUUCUUCUUCGAACUCGUACGAAAGUAUGAACUCCACAUUGAUCACUUAGUUCAUGUGCUAGAAUCAAUCCCCGAAGAAGAAUGGCCUGGAAAAGACGGGGCUUUGACUGACACCUUUCAUAAGACGCAACUGCCCUACGGAAGAAGACACAGUAAACUAGAUCAAUUUGGUUACGAGAUAGAUGUUAUAAAAGAACAACAUCUAAAAAGAAAUUUAAGACAAAAGUUUUUAUUGAGGAAAAUGGGAAGACCUGUAAAUGCGUCCACUUCGCAGAAGAGGUAA
This is a messenger RNA of Arctia plantaginis, 594 nucleotides long. NCBI's taxonomy places the organism in Eukaryota, Metazoa, Arthropoda, Insecta, Lepidoptera, Erebidae. The record is from the annotation of a GenBank genome assembly.